Molecule: messenger RNA, 1065 nt
Organism: Rhodofomes roseus
Lineage: Eukaryota; Fungi; Basidiomycota; Agaricomycetes; Polyporales; Fomitopsidaceae
Exons: 6
Coding region: 1-1065 (354 amino acids)
Source: RefSeq, a predicted model, not a curated record
AUGGCGAAGACGAAGGGCACCUCAAAGCCGGGGAAGACCACUGCCUCGGCCGCCAAGGAGAAUCCCCAGCCAGCAGCUCGGAAGGCGCGCGAGAAAGGGAGCCCGCCGGCGGGUCCCAAACGGAAAGUGGAGGUCGCGUGGGCUGCGAAGAAGAACCAUUACCUCACCGACGCGCUGCUCACCAGCAUUGAAGACCGCCCUUCCAUCAAGAUGGCCCUUGGCUUCGCGAAGGGCGAUGAUGUCACCGGUGCUUCGAAAACCGGCGGCGGGGACUCUGUCGACACGCAGUAUGAGCGGCUCGCCCGGGAACUGUUCUUGAACCAGUACCCUGCGCUCAACAAGACAGAAGCCCACGUUCCGAAGCUUGGAACGUCAGUGAAGAACCGGGUAGACAGCUUGAAGAAGAUGUACCGUGGUCACCGCAAGGCUAUCGGUGAGACAGGUGCAGGCCUCAUCAGCGGUGACAAGGAGAAUGAGAUCAUUCCGGGCUCUGAGCUGGACAACAUGUGGCAACAAAUUCAGACAAAUUUCCCGUGGUACAAGCGGAUGGACGUGCUCAUGCGCAACCAUCCGUCUGUCUGUCGGGACUCAGUGGCUAACAGCACAACGUCUGCCAACACGAGUGUGCUUGAUUCCUCCUUGUCAAAUACUGGGACCCGUGGUCAUCGUGAGCAGAGCGACGAUGAGUCGUCAUCGGAUGACGAGGACGAUUCCUCGUCAUCUGACGAUGAUGAGCCAGCUCAUAUGCCUGUACGGCUUGCUUCCAAGGCACCUGCGCCCUCUAUGUCUGCUCCACCUCAGUCUGCUCAGAAGCGUAAGAUCAACGAGUUGUUCAGCCAAGUUUCAGAACUUGCUGCUGAGAACCGUGAUCAACGCCAGAAGAUGGCUGAGAUGAAGGAGAUGGAGAGGACCAAGCGCGAUGUGAAGAAGGCCAAGCUCAAGGCUGAUGCUGAGCUACUUCUUGACCAGCGCAUGUUAGAGCUUCAAAUUCGUCUUGCAGAAACUCAGCGCAAUGGUCCCCCUGCUGCUCAACCGCCGGCAUGGUUUGAUCCUUCACUCCAGUAA